Messenger RNA from Populus nigra (black poplar), 1840 nucleotides. Its product is annotated as allene oxide synthase 3-like. Gene Ontology annotation, biological process: sterol metabolic process. The record is from RefSeq and is a predicted model, not a curated record. Gene Ontology annotation, molecular function: monooxygenase activity; iron ion binding; oxidoreductase activity, acting on paired donors, with incorporation or reduction of molecular oxygen. Lineage: Eukaryota; Viridiplantae; Streptophyta; Magnoliopsida; Malpighiales; Salicaceae. The transcript has a single exon. The coding region runs from base 56 to 1501 and encodes 481 amino acids.
UCCCUUGAUUCACCACGAAGCCAGAAGAAAAUCCAAACGCAAAUAGUAAUCGAAGAUGUCUCCUUCUUCUUCUUCCUCUUCUGAAUCAAAACUCCCGAUGAAGCCAAUCCCUGGUGAUUAUGGCACCCCUUUCUUCGGUGCAAUUAGAGAUCGUCUAGACUAUUUCUAUAACCAAGGUAAAGAUGAGUUCUUUAAAACACGCAUCCAAAAGCACAACUCCACGGUCAUCAAAACCAACAUGCCUCCCGGCCCUUUCAUUGCCAAGAACCCCAAAGUUAUUGCUGUCCUUGACGCAAUUUCGUUUCCGAUCCUCUUUGACACUUCUAAAGUUGAAAAGUACAACGUUCUUGAUGGCACUUUCUUGCCUUCCUUGUCCUACUCUGGAGGAUACCGUGUUUGUGCCUAUCUUGACCCUUCUGAGACCAAACAUACCGCUCUCAAAUCCUAUUUUAUGUCUGUGCUUGCGUCCAAGCACAGUGAGUUUAUUCCUCUCUUUAGAAACUGCUUGUCACAACUGUUCAUCAGCAUUGAGGAUGGCAUAGCGUCUCAAAAGAAAGCAAAUUUCAACAACGUUUGUCAGGUCAUGUCUUUCAACUACAUUUUUCGUCUCUUUUGCGGUAAAGACCCGUCUGAGACCGCGAUUGGGUCGAAGGGACCAGCCAUUGCUGAUAAAUGGCUGGCUCUACAACUCGGACCACUUUUUACCCUAGGGUUACCUAAGUUCUUGAAAUAUGUUGAUGAUCUAUUGCUGCAUACAUUUCGAUUACCAUUUUUCUUAGUAAAAUCUGAUUACUAUAAGCUUUACGAUGUGUUUUAUGCGUCUUCGGGUCCGAUUUUGGACAAAGCUGAGAGUUUUGGGGUUACAAGAGAGGAAGCUUGCCAUAAUCUUGUGUUUCUCGCCUGUUUUAGUACUUAUGGAGGCUUAAAAGUCUGGUUUCCUGCUUUGAUCAAAUGGGUUGGCCUGUCGGGAGAAAAGCUGCACCGUCAGCUCGCAGAUGAAAUCAGGACCGUUGUUAAAGAAGAAGGCGGGGUCACUAUCCAAGCAAUGGAUAAGAUGGUUUUGACAAAAUCUGUUGUUUAUGAAGCUUUCAGGAUUGAACCUCCGGUUCCAUUCCAGUACGCCAAGGCCAAGGAAGAUAUUGUGGUCGAAAGUCAUCACGCGGCCUAUAAGAUCAAGAAAGGUGAAAUGAUCUUUGGAUAUCAGCCGUUCGCCACGAAGGAUCCUGAGGUUUUUGAUGAUGCUGAGGAGUUUGUGGGGCAUAGGUUUGUGGGGGAGGGAGAGAAGUUAUUGAAGUAUGUUUAUUGGUCAAAUGGGCGUGAGACUGAGGAUCCAACGGUGGAGGAUAAGCAAUGUCCAGGGAAGGAUAUGGUAGUGCUUCUGUCUAGGCUAAUGUUGGUGGAGUUCUUCCUACGUUACGACACGUUUACCGUGGAGACGGCAGUUUUGCCGAUUGGAUCAUCCGUGACUUUCACCUCGCUGGCUAAAGCCACCAGCAUUUGACGAUGGUCACCCAGCUGCCUCUUGUCAAGUUCUAUUUUGCGGGCUGCUUUGAUAGCUGCCCUUCCUUUUCGGUGGCUAAUACCCACUACAUUGACUUUGGGCGAAUCAUCGAAGUAUUUCAAAUAAACUAUUCCUCCACUCGCUUGAAAGCAUCAUCGUUAUAUAUAAUAAUCAUUUUUAUGUCACAGUUUCAUACAAGUCGGAGUGUAUCAUUUUCUAAUAGCUCUUCCUUUUGUGCACAAAUCUGACGUUGGUUUGUAGUGUAUUCAUGUAUUGUCGUCGUUCAAAGUUUGUAUACCCUUUCUUCAUGCUAUUUGAAUUUCCAUUUUCUCGUGUGCA